UUUUCUGGGAUAUCCUCCGGAAAAAAAAAAUGUUGCUUUAGAUGAACAAGGAAACACCUAAUACGGUGCGUUUCGAUUGAAAAAUUCACAACAACGAUUGCGCCGCUUUGGUGAACAAUCAGGAGGGAGGUCUCGCUUCCCAAGAAGAAGAGGGAAAUAGAAGUCACGGUUGAACAAAACUGAGUUAUUGUGGUAUCUUUCUCUCUCUCUCUCUCUCUCUCUAAAAUUGCGUCGUCGUCGGAGAUAAUUCGGCUGCCGGUGGUUCAUCGUGAAACUCAACCUUUAGUCCUGUAUACUGGGAAUUAUGGCUUCCCUGAAUGAUUCUAAAGGCAGCGGUACCUUUCACAUGACUAUGGUGAGUGAAGGUAGUACUCAAUCUAAAGAUGGGUGGAGGGUAAUGGGGAAUGAAGAGAAGAAGGCUGCCUUGCAUGAGGAAAUGAAGAGAAUGAAUCAACUUCCUGCAAACAGCAGUUAUGCUUCUCAUCGGCUGCGGGUUAUCAAUAAAGUUCUGUCACUUAUGUCUCUUCAGAGGACUACAUCACAGGAUAAGGAAUUGGAAUUGCUUUUUGCUGGGCUGUCUCUUUGAACCAACUAUCUAGACAGUGGUCAGUUCAAUUGAGACUAUCAAAUCAUGGAUUAAAGCAUGGAGACAAAAAAGGUUCGAAUCUUCUACGCAAGAAAUUGUACUUCUCUGCAUGCUGACACGUAUUCUGGUGCGCUUCUUUAACAGUCGCUGACAGUGGGAGGAGGUUGUAAUCUUGCAACUAUAUUUUGCUUUUAUUUAUGCUUUGAUGAUCUUGGCACUGGAAUGUACUAGUGAUACAAUAUAUGUAAGAUAGAUUAUCAAAUAUCCGUUUUCUUUUGCAAAUGUUUUUUAUUUGUAAUUGAAGUUUUUGCGUUCAUAUGUAAAUCCGAUCUCAACUUUAAUGGAUGACUGCUUGAGU
Ziziphus jujuba (common jujube) is the source of this 944-nucleotide messenger RNA. RefSeq lists its product as uncharacterized. The record is from RefSeq and is a predicted model, not a curated record. The transcript has 4 exons. NCBI's taxonomy places the organism in Eukaryota, Viridiplantae, Streptophyta, Magnoliopsida, Rosales, Rhamnaceae. The coding region runs from base 305 to 586 and encodes 93 amino acids.